GAAGUUGACGUUAGCUCUCUUGACACAGGGACCAUUAUGAACCAACGUGUUAAUGAAUCAUCAUCUCCAUCUUCUUGCAUGAGAGAGCAGAAGUCAUUAGAGGCUACUGAUCGCACCAAAAUAGCAACGUGCCCUUUAAACAUGCGCAGUCUCUAUAUAAAAAAUCUUGAGGAAAUUGAUGACCAUGAACAAGGAAAUAGACGAGAAAUGACACGACUUCUACUUGAUCCUCGACCAGAUUAUAAACAGUCAAGGGAUUGGGAAGAGAAGCGUUCAAAAGAGAUCAGU
Messenger RNA from Funneliformis geosporum, 288 nucleotides. The record is from the annotation of a GenBank genome assembly. NCBI's taxonomy places the organism in Eukaryota, Fungi, Glomeromycota, Glomeromycetes, Glomerales, Glomeraceae.